This is a messenger RNA of Rangifer tarandus platyrhynchus (Svalbard reindeer), 1461 nucleotides long. The record is from the annotation of a GenBank genome assembly. Lineage: Eukaryota; Metazoa; Chordata; Mammalia; Artiodactyla; Cervidae.
AUGCGUGAGUGGUCAGUUAAGGUACCGGAUCCACGCGGGUCCAAGGCGUCCACACCCACCCGCGAGGGCCUGGCGGAGGCUUGGCCUAAGCCCUGCAGCCUUGGGCCAAGAAACCCGGUGGUUGGUCAGCGAGAUCCGGGCUCUGAGCGGCCGCCGCCAUUAGGCGGCAGAGAUGAGGGUGAGGUUUGCUGCGGCUUCCAGUGGGUGGCCGUGGUGAGAGCUCUGAGGCCCCGCAAGACCGAGCCCAAGCUGAGUGAGUGCGCCCCCAGUUCACCUACCCACCGGGGUCCCGGCCCAGGGGCCCCUGGUUCCCCCGCCCGCCGGAGGCCAGAGGGAGCGGCUGCGGAGUGGGGCUGCCCCGCUUGGGAGGAGCUUCUGAUGGUGUUGGCCACACUCAGGGGUCAGUUGUUUCCCUCUGAGGCUUUGCUGCCGGUGCCUCGGGUGCUGCUGGUGUCUCAGGUGUCACGGGUGUUGCCGGAGCUGCCGGCGCCUCGGGUGCUGCUGGUGUCUCAGGUGGCACGGGUGUUGCCGGAGCUGCCGGCGCCUCGGGUGCUGCUGGUGUCUCAGGUGGCACCGGUGUUGCUGGAGCUGCCGGUGUCUCAGACAGUACGUAGUGUGGGGCACAUCGUAUUGCCCUAUGAGCACUCUAUGCCAGAGCUGCCAGAAAUCUUGUCCCUGGAAGGGGAAGGACCUGGUUACCAUGACUGCAGGAUGACACCAAGGCUCCACACGUCCACAGGGUUCUUGUGUGAAAGGAGACAUAUGCAGCUGUUAGACCAUGAAAACAUAGUGAAAGUCCUCGAUGUUAUUGACACGGAAGACUCUACCAUCACGGUGAUGGAAUACGUGAGCGGGGGAGACAUGCAAGCCUACCUGGAUGACCAGGGCCACAUGACGGAGCAGGAGGCCCAACGCCUUUUACGGCAGCUCCUAUCAGCCCUGAACCACUGCCACGAGCGGGGCAUCGUGCACUGGGACCUGAAACCAAGCAACUUGUUCCUUGAUGUGGACCACAAUGUGAAGACUGCAGACUUCAGUCUCAACUAUGAUUACUGCCCUGGAGAGAAGUUAGAGCUCCUUUACCCCAUGUUCGGCAACAUCUAUGGGUCAAGAUGGAUGAGAAGAAGCCACUCCAGCCAGUCAGAAGAUGGCUUGGAGGUGACAGUCCAGAACACCAGCAGCACCCGUGACACUCUCGGGAAGAACAGCACCCAAAACACCAAAAGCACCCGUGACACGCACGGUACCCGAGACAACAGUGGCACCCAAGACACUCGUGGCAAGAGCAGCACCCAAGACACCAGGAGCACUUGUGACACUCGUGGCAAGAGCAGCACCCGAGACACCAGCAGCACCCGGGACGAGAGCAGCACCCAAGACACUUGUGGAAAGACCAGCACCCAAGAUACCAGCGGCACUCAUGAUACCCAUGGCAAGAGCCUAGGACUACUCCUUGAGUGA